CUUUCUUUUCCCUCUCUAGUCCAAUCCCUCAGAUUCGCGUUUUUCUUCGCUCUUUCCGUACCGCGAAUCGAUUCCGAUGAACGAAUCGGAAGAAGAUCAGCGACCACCGCCGGCAGCGGCGGCCGAGACGGAGGCGUCGCCGGGAAAGAAGAAGAAGUUGGAGAAGAUCGCGUUCUACCGAUUGUUCGCGUUCGCAGACAGGCUGGACGCGGCGUUGAUGGCGGUCGGGAUUCUCGGCGGAAUGGGGAACGGAAUUUCGCAGCCGCUCAUGACGAUCAUAUUCGGGGACCUGAUCAAUGCGUUCGGCCAGUCCAAUCAAGCCGACCUCAUCUCCGAAGUUCGCAAGGCUGCGCUAAAGAUGGUCUACUUGGGUAUUGCCACAGGCAUAGCCGCAUUUCUCCAGGUCUCAUGUUGGAUGGUGACCGGAGAAAGACAAUCUGCACGAAUACGAAGUUUGUAUCUAAAGGCAAUUCUGAGGCAGGAUAUUGGAUACUUCGAUACUGAAACCAACACCGGAGAAGUGAUCGGAAGGAUGUCUGGUGACACCGUCACUAUUCAAGAUGCUAUGGGCGAAAAGGUAGGGAAGUUCACACAACAGAUGUCCCAAUUCAUAAGCGCCUUCAUUGUUGCUUUCACCAAGGGGUGGCUUCUCACGUUGUUUCUGCUUCUCACCUUACCUGUACUCGCCGGUGUUGCCGCAGUCGUCUACGUCUUCGUCUCCAAGUCGGCAAGCCGUGGGCAAGUGGCCUACGCCGAAGCUGGAAAUGUAGUCGAGCAGACCAUCGGAGCCAUCCGAACGGUGGUCUCAUUCACGGGGGAGAAGAUUGCAAUUGAAAGAUACAAUGACAAACUCAAAGUCGCUUACGAAGCCACCAUGUUCCAAAGCAUAGUCUCCGGAGCUGGGUUCGGAUCAAUGCUGUUUGUCAUCUUCUCCUCCUAUGGACUCGCCAUCUGGGUAGGUGCCAGACUCAUCAUUGACAGAGGCUACAAUGGUGGACAGAUUAUCAACGUCAUCUUUUCAGUUCUCACUGGUGCACUGGUUUUGGGACAGACUUCUCCGUCCCUGAACGCUUUUGCAGCAGGGCAGGCGGCUGCUUACAAGAUGUUCGAGACGAUCAAAAGGGUGCCCAAAAUCGAUCCAUACGAUGGCAGUGGGAAGGAAUUGGAAGAUUUGAAGGGAGACAUUGAGCUCAGAGACGUGCAUUUCAGGUAUCCAGCAAGGCCUGACGUCCAAAUCUUCCAAGGGUUCUCCCUAGACAUACCAAAUGGUGCCACAGUUGCUUUGGUGGGUCAGAGUGGGAGCGGUAAGUCCACCAUCAUAAGCCUAAUCGAGAGAUUCUACGACCCAGAUUCCGGGGAAGUACUAAUCGACGGAGUAAACCUGAAGGAACUAAAGGUGAGUUGGGUACGGAAGCAGAUUGGGCUGGUGAGCCAGGAGCCGAUUCUGUUUGCUACAAGCAUUCGGGAGAACAUUGCGUAUGGGAAAGAAAAUGCCACGGAAGAGGAGAUUAGAACGGCGAUCGAGCUCGCCAAUGCUGCCAAGUUCAUCAAUACUAUGCCACAGGGGCUUCUGACGAUGGUAGGCGAGCAUGGAACUCAGUUAUCAGGUGGGCAGAAACAGAGGAUUGCUAUUGCCAGGGCUAUACUGAAAAACCCCAAGAUUCUUCUACUUGAUGAAGCGACAAGCGCUUUGGAUUCCGAGUCUGAGCGCAUUGUUCAAGUUGCAUUGGAGAGAGCCAUGUCAAAUAGAACCACUGUUGUGGUUGCUCAUCGCCUCACGACCAUCAGGAAUGCUGACGCUAUUGCAGUCGUCCACAGGGGAAAGAUUGUUGAGAAAGGGAGCCAUGAUGAGUUGAUAAGGGAUCCUGAGGGCGGUUACUCUCAGCUGAUCCGGCUGCAGGAAGGAUCUAAGAAACCUGAAGAAGAAGCUCAAUCCUCAGGCGAAAGUAUACCGGAAAGAGAAGUCGCGGCUUUCAGGUCUGGGAGUGGUAGACGAUCGAUUUCCAGAUCCUUCAGCAGAGAUUCAUCAGAGAGCAGGCACUCCUUCUCCAUAUCAGCUAUAGCACUGGGGGUUCUGCCGCGGCCCAUUGAAAUCGAGGAGACUGUUCCUGACGAAGAACAGAGGACUACUCCUGAAGAUGAUGUUGAAGAUGGAAACAAGAAAAAGGAAAAGGAAGUCCCUCUUAGAAGGCUUGCAUCGCUCAACAAGCCUGAAAUCUCUGUUCUUUUGAUUGGAAGCAUCGCUGCAGCUGUUCACGGUGUGCUUUUCCCCGUAUUUGGGCUUCUGCUCUCCAAGGCCAUCAAGAUGUUCUUUGAGCCUCCUCACCAGCUUAAAAAUGAUUCCAGAUUCUGGGCGUUGAUGUAUGUUACGAUUGGUGCCAUGAACUUCAUAGCAUUGCCGACUCAGUAUUACUUCUUCGCAAUGGCUGGUGGCAAGUUGAUAGAACGGAUUCGUUCCAAAACUUUCGAAAGAGUUGUUCACCAGGAAAUCAGCUGGUUCGACGAUCCUGCAAACUCCAGUGGCGCAGUUGGCUCAAGGUUAUCAACAGAUGCUGCUGCCGUUCGCAGCCUCGUGGGAGAUGCUCUUGGCUUACUAGUACAGAACGCCUCAACAAUCGUAGCAGCCUUGAUUAUAGCAUUCUCCGCCAACUGGAUUCUGGCAUUGAUAGUGAUCGCUUGUUCACCAUUGAUGAUCAUCCAAGGUUUAGCACAGGCCAGGUUCAUGAAGGGUUUUAGCAAAGAUGGAAAGAAAAUGUACGAGGAAGCAAGUCAAGUGGCAAACGAUGCCGUCGGAGGGAUCAGAACAGUGGCCUCCUUCUGUGCAGAGAAUAAGGUGAUGGAUUUGUACCGAGAGAAAUGCAAGAGCCCCAUCGACAACGCUGUACGCGCUGGGGUUACGAGCGGCUGCGGGUUCGGAUUCUCGUUCUUGAUGCUGAAUUGCAUCAACGCACUCAUUUUCUACCUAGGAGCAGUCCUCGUCAAGAAAGAUAAGGCCACUUUCCAGGACGUUUUCAGGGUUUUCUUUGCCCUGACGAUUGCUGCAGUUGGGAUUUCACAAUCCAGUGGCAUGGCUCCUGACUCCAGAAAGGCUAAGGAUUCCACAGCCUCAAUAUUCUCGAUUCUGGACAGGAAGUCCAAGAUUGAUUCCAGUGUAGACGAAGGAACCACUCUGCCGAAUGUGACUGGAGAAAUCCAGCUUCAAAAUGUCAGCUUCCACUACCCAAUGAGACCGAACGUCCAGAUCUUCAAGGACUUGUGCCUCACCAUCCCUUCUGGAAAGACGGUGGCUCUAGUCGGAGAAAGCGGGAGCGGGAAAUCAACAGUAAUCAGCUUAAUAGAGAGAUUCUACGACCCCGAUUCAGGCACCGUGUUGUUGGACAACGUCGACCUGAAGCAGCUGAAGCUGACAUGGCUGAGACAGCAGAUGGGUCUAGUCGGACAGGAGCCCAUUCUCUUCAACGACACCAUCCGAGCAAACAUAGCCUACGGGAACCACGAGGGGGCCAGCGAGGAAGAGAUCGUGGCGGCGGCCCAGGCUGCCAACGCCAGUACCUUCAUCAGCUCGCUGCCGCACGGCUACGACACCAACGUCGGGGAGCGUGGGACGCAGCUGUCCGGCGGGCAGAAACAGAGGAUUGCGAUAGCUCGGGCGGUGCUGAAGAACCCGAGGGUGCUUCUGCUGGACGAGGCGACGAGCGCCCUGGACGCUGAGUCGGAGCGCGUCGUGCAGGACGCGUUGGACAAUGUGAUGGUGGACAGGACGACGGUGGUGGUGGCUCACCGGCUGGCGACGAUAAAGAAUGCGGAUGUGAUAGCGGUGGUGAAGAAUGGGGUGAUUGUGGAGAAAGGGAGGCAUGAGGAGUUGAUGAAGAUAAAUGGCGGGGCUUAUGCGUCCUUGGUUGCGUUGCACAUGACGGCCGAGUAGGUUAGCAACGCUAAAUGGGUGAGGCGAUGAUGUAGGUAAAGCUUUUGGUUAGGUUGGGUUAGGAGUUUCUCAAUUUCUGAAUGGAUAUAGGUAGAUGAAGGAAUUAGAUCAUUGAUUGUUGGAUUUAGCCUAGACUUGGGAAGGGCUUUUCGUCGGAUAUAUCAUAUGCUAUGCCCUGUAGAAUUCAAUACCAUAGAGGAAAAUGAAAUAAAAAUAUGC
Messenger RNA from Linum tenue, 4144 nucleotides. The record is from the annotation of a GenBank genome assembly. NCBI's taxonomy places the organism in Eukaryota, Viridiplantae, Streptophyta, Magnoliopsida, Malpighiales, Linaceae.